GUUAUUCUAUCGUUCUUUGUCUACCUUACACAGACAUGGAGCUUGAUCCGAGGAGAUACAUGACGGGGGAAAGCGCGAUCCCAUCGCUAGGCUUUUCAUUAUAUACCAAAUCUUGGAAGCCCACAGGAACUGUCAAAGCUAGACUUGUGUUCAUUCAUGGAUUUAGCGAUCAUUGCAACGGCCCGGAUUUCUUCUUUUCCUACCUCGCGAGCCAUGGCAUUGAAGUACACUCUUUUGAUCAAAGAGGUUUUGGUCGCAGUGUCCAAACACCAAAGCAACGUGGAAAAUCCGGACCCACCAAAACAGUCCUUCUUGACAUGACAGAAAUGAUCAUGACCGUCCUCCCGUCUCCGUAUCCAGUCUUUCUCAUGGGUCACUCGAUGGGAGGUCAACAAGUACUUUACUAUAGCACUCAAGGACCUGCAUCUAUCUUGCAGCAGAUCAGUGGAUUUAUUACCGAAGCCCCUGCUAUCAUCUCCCCGAUGCUCCUCGCGAGACAUAAUGCUGAAGUCGAAGCUGACGAAAUGUUCCAUGGCUACUGUACUUUGGAAGGCAUGAAUAAAGCUUUGGAUCGUGCUGAGUACAACACCAGCGCUGGACGCAAGCAAUUGGGUGACGCCACACCACGACACGAGCCUAGUCUGCUAAUGCUGCACGGUACAAGUGAUGACGUCUGUUUGCCUUCAAGCAGCGAGGUGUAUUUCGGAAAGUGUCCUCUGACAGACAAGGAGUUGAAGCUAUACAAUGGUUGGUUACACGAGAUGCAUACAGAAAUUGGUGAGGAUAAACUCACCUUCGCGCAAGAUGUCACUCAGUGGAUCCUGUCUCGCUCAAAGUAG
Messenger RNA from Aureobasidium subglaciale EXF-2481, 839 nucleotides. RefSeq lists its product as uncharacterized. Gene Ontology annotation, cellular component: membrane. The transcript is spliced from 6 exons. Gene Ontology annotation, molecular function: lipase activity. Lineage: Eukaryota; Fungi; Ascomycota; Dothideomycetes; Dothideales; Saccotheciaceae. The record is from RefSeq and is a predicted model, not a curated record. Bases 36 to 839 code for a protein of 267 amino acids.